AGAGGGGGCGUUGUCGUAAUGGUUCAGAGGCGGUUGGGGUACUGCAGUUGACACCGAGAGUCUGACGAAAACGAGUGUCAAGGAAGCGGCCGGGCGAGAGCGGCCUCCGGGGGUCUCAUAGUCUACAAUGGACCCUGUUGCUGUUCACAGCUGCCACCUCCUCCAGCAGCUGCGAGAACAGCGGAUCCAGGGCCUGCUUUGUGACUGCAUGCUGGUGGUGAGGGGAGUCUGCUUCAAAGCACACAAGAAUGUGCUGGCAGCCUUCAGCCAGUAUUUCAGGAGCCUCUUUCAGAAUUCUUCUAGCCAGAAGAAUGACGUUUUUCACCUGGAUGUUAAAAAUGUCAGCGGCAUAGGGCAGAUCCUGGACUUCAUGUACACAUCGCGCCUUGACCUUAACCAGGACAACAUUCAGGUGAUGUUGGACACAGCACAGUGUUUGCAAGUGCAGAAUGUUCUGAAUCUGUGCCACACAUUUCUGAAGUCGGCCUCUGCAGCCCAGCUGCCAGGCUUGCCUUGUGCUGGUGGCUUCUCCCUGCAGAGUGUGACUCUGGAUGGCACCUGCGCAGUAAGUGAGCACUACCCUCCUCACUCACUGCAGGAAUGCCCUGUGGAAGGCCCGCAGCCUAAAGUUCUGGCUGAGGUGAAUCCUCGUGUUCCAUCAGCAGAUUUCAGUCGUCCCACAGGAGAAGUGUCAAAACCAGAUGCUGCAGGUGCCAGCUGCCCAGAGUUGCCCUGCAAACAGCCCAACUACUAUUACAAACUCAGAACAUUGUACAGCAAGCAGUAUUACAAGCAAACUGCCUGCCCUAGUCAAGUGCCUGCCCCAGAACAGCCACUCACUCUCAGUGCCUCCACAGACCUCGCUGCAGCAGACUCACAUCCUCCUGUGGAGGUUCGUCCAGGGGUCCCGGAGUCUCCAGAGCACUUGCCUUCCACCUUCGUGGCUCCACCUGUCAGGAACUCUGGCAUUGACUCCGAGGCAGACACCCUGUCUCAGCCACCGGCCAAGCAGAUGAGGCUGAAGAAGGCCAUGCACCUGAAGAAACUAAACUUUCUCAAGUCCCAGCAGUCAGCUGAGUGCACUUCACAUCCUGAGUCAGAUAAUGGGUUGGUCAGGAGGGAGGAGUCUGCUGCUAAGGAAGAUGCAGUGGAGAGAGCCAGAAGCCAGACUACUGAGGAAAAAGGGAGAGAAGAACUGGGUCCAGAGAGCAGCCGGGAGGAGGAGAUGCCAGGAGCCCCAGCUUCAUGGGAAGACCCGUCCCAGGCCCUCCAGUCCCAGAAACAGUAUGCAUGUGAAUUGUGUGGGAAGCCUUUCAAACACCCAAGCAAUCUGGAGCUGCACAAACGAUCUCAUACAGGUGAGAAACCUUUUGAAUGUAACAUUUGUGGGAAACACUUCUCUCAGGCAGGCAACCUUCAGACUCACUUACGCCGGCACUCUGGGGAGAAGCCAUACAUCUGUGAAAUCUGUGGAAAGAGGUUUGCGGCCUCUGGUGACGUUCAGCGCCACAUCAUCAUCCACUCUGGAGAGAAACCACACUUGUGUGACACUUGUGGCCGAGGGUUCAGCAAUUUCAGCAAUUUGAAAGAGCACAAAAAGACACACACAGCUGACAAGGUAUUUACCUGUGAUGAGUGUGGGAAGUCCUUCAACAUGCAGAGGAAGCUGGUGAAGCACCGUGUACGACACACGGGAGAGCGGCCAUACAGCUGCCCUGCCUGUGGGAAAUGCUUUGGGGGCUCAGGAGACCUGCGCAGGCACGUCCGCACUCACACUGGGGAAAAGCCAUAUAGCUGUGAGAUCUGCAGCAAGUGUUUCACACGCUCUGCCGUGCUGCGGCGGCACAAGAGGAUGCACGGCAGAGCUGAGGCCAGGAGCCCAGCCAUGCUGGGUGAGCUGAGCCGGCCCAGCGAGACCUCUGACCUGGACAGGUCUCAGAGCUCGGACUCCUUCUCCCAGGAUGCAUCUGUCACAUUGAUGCCUGUGUCUGUCAAGCUCCCUGUGCACCCCGUGGAAAGUUCUGUGGCAGGAUUUGAUGGUCACUGUACUGGCUCCUACUGUAAGUUACGUUCCAUGCUUCACCCUCCUAGCAUGAGUGACCAGGACAAACUGACCCUGGAACCUACUAAGCUGGCCAAGCCACCAGAGUUGCAGAGCCAGCCACAGGCCUACACUUACUCAGAUGUGGAGCCUUCAGCAGGUGUAGAGCAGCCACAGGCUGAUGCCAUGGCUGUGUCCCGCUCUUCCCUGGCUACUCUGGACAACCACUGCACUGAACCGCUGGGCAGCCGGGCACCUUCGGUGACUUACAGGAACUCUGAGGGACAGUUUUUCUCUAGUAUGACUCUCUGGGGGCUGGCAAUGAAGACACUGCAGAAUGAACAUGAGCUGGAACAGUGAUGUGUCAUCUUGUAACACUGGAGAGAAGUGUCCCUCCUGCCCAGGCAGCUCCCUUCCUACCCUGGAGAAUGGUUACAUGAUUUCCCUCCCAGUGAUUGCUAGGAGCUAACACCGUUAGCCUAGUAAUUGGGUAAUUGCUAAUUGCUAGCACCGUUAACCUAGGAAUUGGGAGAAAGGCCUGCUGGCCCCUGCGGGUACCAGGGAGGCAGACCACACAGGGCUGUCUGUACAGCAGUCUAGGGUAGGAGAACAGCUGCUGCACAUCAGUGUCACAGUGCACCUCACGUCAGCCACUGUACAUUUUAGUCCUAUUAAAUGACAUAUACAUAAAAAUAUAGAUAUUUU
Arvicanthis niloticus (Nile rat) is the source of this 2746-nucleotide messenger RNA. RefSeq names its product zinc finger and BTB domain containing 49 (gene Zbtb49). Gene Ontology annotation, biological process: regulation of transcription by RNA polymerase II. Gene Ontology annotation, molecular function: DNA-binding transcription factor activity, RNA polymerase II-specific; protein binding; RNA polymerase II cis-regulatory region sequence-specific DNA binding. Gene Ontology annotation, cellular component: nucleus. NCBI's taxonomy places the organism in Eukaryota, Metazoa, Chordata, Mammalia, Rodentia, Muridae. The record is from RefSeq and is a predicted model, not a curated record.